Molecule: messenger RNA, 438 nt
Organism: Emericellopsis atlantica
Lineage: Eukaryota; Fungi; Ascomycota; Sordariomycetes; Hypocreales; Bionectriaceae
Exons: 1
Coding region: 1-438 (145 amino acids)
Source: RefSeq, a predicted model, not a curated record
AUGAAGCCCAGCUCCAUCCUCACUCUGAUCGCUCUGGAAGCCCAGGCCACCUUUGCCCUGCCGGCCGAGCCGGCCGAGAACGAGACCCCUAACGACGUCGGCGUCGUUAUGGCUGAAGGCGAAAUCGACGCCGCGGCAGUCUGCUACGACAACGCUUGCCUUCAGGGCAUCGGCAAGUGCAAUAGCAUCUGCCGCAGUCGAUGUGGAUGCGGGUCUGGUCGCUGCGGUGGGUGGACAGGCCUAACCUGUAUCUGCUCAGGGGUAAGUCAACAUGUGCUAUUCUCUGGCCAAAGGGGCACAUCAAAACAACUCAAUGCUAAAAAAAGAAAUUUAGUGCUGAAUGAUUCCUUUGUAUCGAUGGCGUUUGUUAUUGAACUUGGGAACUUUGAGUAUCUCGGAACGAAGAAGUUCAGACAAGUCACCCAGCCAAGGCAAUGA